UCAAUCCAUCAUUUCAAUGGAUUAAUGACACUUUUUCUGCGUUAUACUCCCUUGCAACUGCAUGGAUUUGGUAGCAAGUUUAGGGUUAGAUAGCCUACCUUUUCAGGAGGGUGUCAGACCUUUCUAUGAAGCAAAUUAUACAAAAGUCCAAUGCCUCAGCAAGGAACUGCUGACUAUAGAAUGUCUUUAUCUUAAUUUUAAGCUGAAGGCAGGUACCUGGGUGAGGAUGAUGCAGAGGCAGCACUCGGUGAUCCUGACCCCAGCUCGGCAGCCACCUCCACCACAUGCUGUGCCAGAGCUCAGUAGUUUGGGGCAACUCAUCCUGGCUUCUCUCACACCCACAUUUCCCUCACCAUUACAGCUACCUAAAAGAAUUGACCCCAGUUCCUAUUACAAGGAAGUAUACUACAGACAGUUCCAGGCUGAGCCUGAAGCACAGCCAGGAUGCACACAGCCUUAUAGCUCACAGACCCAGACUUGUGACAAUCAGAGAAAUCAUAGCACAUCACUGACCCUGAUGCGUAGCUCUUGUGAUGGCAAGGUGACUGAAAGGAUGACAUCAAACCACAACUGGAUGUUUGGACCUCAGAUGAAUGGUAGGGAGCACAGUGAGGCUGACCCCAACUCCCUACAGCAGGACUUUGCUUCUUUGUUGAAUGUUGACUUUGAGCACCAGAAUUGGGAUGAAAUAGAUCAAAAUGUUUUGACCAUAGAAAAUUCUGCAACAGCAAUAGACAACAAAAGACUACCAAUAAGCAAGACUUCCCAACCCAAUCUCCAGAAAUCAUUGAAGAGGAAGUUAGCACCAAGAAUAGUAAACAAAGUAUCAUUUCUUGAGGAUAACUUUGAACCAACUCCACAAGAUGAGCUUAUGAUACAGCAGAUGGAAUUGUGUGACCCUCACGAUAUUAUCCUAGGAGAGUCCCAUGCACCCCCCACAGAUUUACUUGCUCCAGAUGAUUUUACAGUAAUUGAACCCCAUCUUUUUGACUUGUCCCUUUCACCUAUAAUGGACCCAACUCCAAAGGAAGCAGAAAACACCAAUGUGUCUCAUGAUCGAUCAGGUCAGUGCAUUGACUUUCCUAGUGGUGUAACAGGGAGCCUUCAAACAAGCAAUAUAGUAGACAAUAGAGUUUUACUAGAUCAUCAAAAUAGUAACUUUAGAAUUCAGGAUGCUGCAGGUAGUGGCAUAGAUAAACCAAUAAUCACAAAUCAAUGUUCAUUACAAAAUCAACAGCAUGCAUACCAUAAAGAGGCUAAAACUGGUACAUGUAGUGAAAAAGAGGUGCAGCCAAUUAUCCAAGGAGAGACAAGAAAAGAUUUGAGGAGGUUAGAAGUAAACAUUGUUAAAGAUAAUGUGACUUCUUUCCCUUUAUCUGAUGCCACUAAUACUCAUGCAAAUAGUUUCAAUGAUAAGGACGGUAGAAGUCUUCAGAAUUCUAACUUCAUAGUGGAACAUUUAGAAGAAAACAUCAAUAACCAUGAUAUGAACCACCAUGUGAGCAUGUUCAGUGCUGCAAACAAGGUAAUUAACCAGCAAGAAAAUGUGACCACAGGAAAGGAAGGAAAAAUUGACAGAUGUUCGGAUGAGGAUCAUGUUGUUCGACAAGGCAGAAAAAAUACUUCCCAUGAUGUCUUUCUCCAGCAGGAGGAUAAGGUUCCUGAAAUGAGAAGUCUAAAGAUAAAUUUAGAGGCCCAAGAAGAUUGUAAUGAAAGUGUUGAUAUGUUUAAUAUCACCACAGACACUCUCCAAACUGAGCCCAGGGACCCUAUAAGAUUUGAGGAAAGUCAGAAAGAUGUUGGGCCACAACUUGAAGAUCCUCAAGCGUUAAACCAAAGUGUUGACAUUUUUAGCACACCAAAAUAUAACAUUUCGCUGUCUAAAGCCAUACGUGGAAGGAAGGAAGAUAAGACACGUGAUAAAAGCUCAAAGGAACUUCAACUUUCUUCAAGUAGAACAUUUACAGAACCAUCAUUACUUAGAAGCUUAGAGAAACGUGAUGAAACCCUGGAUAAAGGUCAUGCACUUAAAACCCCUCACUUUAAGGCACCAUACAAGGUAGUUUCAGGAUCACCUUUUAUUGGAUAUCCAUCAGAUAGAAAAAAUGUUACAUCUACGCCAAAAGAGGCACAGCAGAAGAAGGUACGCAGGUUUGGUAGUGGUUACUCAUCUGACAGUAGUGAGACCAAGGAGACAAUGAAGGACAACAAUGAUCCUAAAUCUCCCAAAAGAUCUGCAUACAAACAUUUCACAUUAAGGGCUGAUGCUGGAGUAGAAAGGACAUGCUCAGAUUCAGGCCAGAAUUCACUCCCAAAAAGAAAACUUGAAUUCAAGCCAAAAUUUAUGAGCAGAUUGAGUUCCUUCAAGUUUUCUGUUUCUCCUUCAAAAAAAGCUAAGACUGACAUUCCAUUAUGCAGUAAAAGUAAAAAUAAACCUAACAUAAAUGCACAGGACUCUCUGAAUUUUCCUGCUCGAUCCAUAGCAAAGUCUAAUGGUAGUAAAGGUGAUACUUCUGUAAAUCUUCAAAAUCCCAUACUAGCAGAACCUGAAUCGGGUAAAAGCUUUCUUAAAAAAAGGCAGGAAAUUUCAGAUAUAAUGGAGCAUAUCAACAAAUCUCUUUCAAAACAGCCUGAUAGUGCAGUUGGUGAUGAUACAUGUAAAAAGAAGAGUAUAGGGAAGCCUUCUGGAGAAUUAGAUGAAACUCCUUGUAACAAAGACCCAUCUGAACCAUUUGCAUUAAAGAAAAUCUGUUCAGAAUCCAACAAAAAAGCAAAGCUCUCAACAGAAGUAAAAGGCUCAGCAAAGAAAAGGAAAAAGGAAGACAAAGAACAUAAAGAGACAGCCAAGAAAAAGAAAACAAAAUCCACUGAAAAUCAUUAUAAAGAAAAAAAUUGUAAGUUAAAAGGUGUCGGAAAGAAAACAUUGGACAGUAAAGUAGCUAGCAAAGAAAAAAGCACCAAAAGUUUCCCAAGUGAGGAUGUUGAGAGUCAUAUAAAGGACAGCAGCAACACUGGUGCCAAGCAGAGCAGCAGGAGUGUGCAGAAAUCAGCAGUUUGCACAGAAUGUUCUCAGGACACUUUGACUUCAUCUCAGGCUGAUCCUUCAAGAUGGCCACUUGGAAAUGAGGCUCAGCUCCUGGCAGUGUUACAAUAUCUUAACAGGGCACAGGAAUUCUGUAUGACACUUCUCUACAGGGACACUUCAUCUCAACUGCGUGAGAGAGUGUCAGGGGGCAGGAAGCAGCACCCUGACAGUGGGGAGGUGACUGGCCUUGCUGUCAGGGUCUCCUGGUUUACAGAUUCAGCUCCUCCGCCUGCACUACUUCCUACAGGUUAUGAUGAAGAGCUGAGGCAGCUUGAGGAGGGAACCUUGAGCCAUGAGUUGGUAAACAGAACCAGUAGCAAGGAAACACAUCCCAGCAACAUUUCUGUAGUGUACAAAAUCCCUCUUGGUAUUAACUUCAAUAAGGAGGAAGUCAGGUCCGUGAUGAGCUGCAUCAUGAAGAGUGACGUGCGCAAGAUAAGCUUUGAUGCCCAAGAGACCAUCACCCUCCUAGUAGAAAAGCUUGAGAUUGACCACAAAGAAGUUAUUAGUUCCUGGGUUGUGUUGGACCCCAAAAUUGGUGGCUGGCUGUUGGACUCGGACCAUCCCCCUGUCACCUUUAAGCAGACUGCGCUUGCUCUCAAAGUGCCUCUCCCUCAGGCAGGAAGUGGCCAGCAUACAGAGGAGGAGAUCCGAAGUGACCUAGAGGCCUUAAGCAAGUUGACUGCUUCCCUCCACACCCACCUCAGCUGCCUCGGCCUGUGGACCAUCUUCCUGCACCUUGAAAUGAGAAUCACACCAGUUCUUGCUGUGAUGGAACUGAGAGAUAUCAGAGUGGACAGAGCCAUCCUCAAGGAAAUAGGACAAAGACUCAAGCACAAGAUUGAGGAGGUGGAGCGACGAUGCCACCAAGUGUCUGGGUCAGUGUUCAAUGUUGCUUCCCAUGCCCAGCUGCGGUCUGUUCUCUACCAAGAAUUGAAGUUGGAUCUCAAAGCCAGAGUGACUAUUCCUCGCACUGCUAAAGGGCAGAAAAGCACAGGCGAGGUUGCUCUUGGUCGCUUGGGAGACCAUCACCCACUGCCUGGCCUUGUACUGCAACAUCGCCUCCUCAACAAGCUCAAAACAACAUACGUGGAUGGGAUCCUUGCCUGUCUCCAUGGCUCUUGUGUACGAGCUAGCUGGGAGCAAACAUCAGCCUCGACAGGACGCAUCCAGUGCCGUCACCCCAACCUGCAGAAUAUUCCAAAACAGCCGGUCUUGGUGGAGGUGGAUGGUGAUGAGAUGGUUGUUAGGGCACGGGAGUGCUUCUGCAGUCGGACAGGACAUGUGCUGGUGGCAGCUGACUUCCAGCAAACUGAGCUGAGAAUGCUUGCUCAUCUAUCCCAGGAUUCUGUGCUCCUGGCAGGGUUCAAGGAGCCCAACCCAAGCAACAUAGAUAUCUUCAAGCAGCUUUCAGCUACAUGGCUGGAUAAGCCAGUCAACGAAGUAACUAGCUGUGAUCGAGAGCGGACGAAGCGAGUGGUGUAUGCUGUAAUGUAUGGGGCCGGCAAGGAGAAGCUCUCAGAGGUUCUGCACAUCAGUCUGUCAGAAGCCCGGGACAUAAUUUCAUCUUUUAUGAAACGCUUCCCCAGCAUUCCUGCUUACAUGAAGUCAGUGGUGGAGUUGUGUCGGCAGCAGGGCUUCCUCACUACUAUAUUCAGGCGGCGGCGCUCCUUCCCAGGCAUUACUUCCAAAGACCCCACAGUUCAGUCCCAGGCAGAGAGGCAGGCAGUCAACUUCAUCAUUCAAGGGUCAGCAGCAGAUCUCAGCAAGGCAGCAAUGGUCCAAACUGAAGCUGCACUGGCACAGCAACCAGAACUGGAUGCCAAACUGUUGAUCCAUAUCCAUGAUGAACUGGUGUGGGAAGUGCAUGCAGAACACACCCAAGCAUUUUGCGACAUGGUUGCAACUAUUAUGGAAGACACACACCAGCUCUGUGGACCAUUAGUACAGCUGACAGUUCCUUUGCCUGUCACAAUGAGCACUGGCACGAACUGGGCGCACAUGCAACCUCUUGACAAUAGAAGCUGGUCUUCUUGAGUUUGAGCGAAGCGGCAUCCCAGCAUUGCACACGACACUGCCAAGCACAACGCGGCCCAUAAGAAGGGUGUGUCGUGCAUGGUCAUCUCAUCCCCCCAAGCACGCUGAGUGUAAAGAGCCAGCCCAGCCAGUCAGUCUCCACCUCAGCCACCGUCUCCUCCACUGCACCCAGCACCAUGCCUGACCCGGAACCCUGCUGCAAAGACAAAGAGG
Eriocheir sinensis (Chinese mitten crab) is the source of this 5335-nucleotide messenger RNA. RefSeq lists its product as uncharacterized. Bases 62 to 5122 code for a protein of 1686 amino acids. The transcript has 21 exons. Gene Ontology annotation, molecular function: DNA-directed DNA polymerase activity; DNA binding. Gene Ontology annotation, biological process: DNA-templated DNA replication; double-strand break repair. The record is from RefSeq and is a predicted model, not a curated record. NCBI's taxonomy places the organism in Eukaryota, Metazoa, Arthropoda, Malacostraca, Decapoda, Varunidae.